GUGGAUAUUCGAUUUAUUGUUCUUAUCCCGAGAAGAGUUUUGGUUUGGAUGUUAUUGUACGUGUUUUCAUUUUAAACCAGUAGAAUAAGAAUUAUUUGGUGUUCUUGGAAUUAAAGUUUUGAUGAAAAGCACAAGAUGGCUUUGGGUUUUGAAAAACAAAUAAUAGAAUGUAGUAAAUUAAAGAAAUGUGGAGAAAUUACAACAAUGCUGUCAGUGGGAAAGAAAGAAUUUUUCUUGAACUGCGAAUUUUGUGAUUAUUCGUUUUUGCAAUUGGAGAAUUUUAUGCAACACAUGUGCGAAGACCACUUAGUCGAAAUAAAUCAAGCAAAGGUAGAGGAAGUGGAAAAUGAAAUUGAUCAAUAUGAUGAAGAAAUAGAAGACUUGGAAGAAUGUCUAAAUUCGACAAAAACGUAUGUUUUACAGGAGGAGGAUGAUGAUGAUUAUAAUAUGAGAGACUUUGAAAGAGUCGAAAUUGAACUGGAUACAAGUGACAUUAAGCGUUCUGUUGUCAUUAAAGAGGAAUUAACUCCAAAAGAUUUCGUUAACGAAGACAGUACGGAAAACGACAACUUUGAAAUUAAUGAAAGCCAAGAAUUGGAAGAGCAUGAUUACAAAUCUAGCAGCGAUUUUGACUAUGAAGAAUCUUUCAAUUUAGAAGAAAGCGAUUCUAAGCCGCCUGAAAACAGUCCAAAAACAAAAUCUACCAACUGUGACGCAAAACGAAGAUUUAUUAUAGAUCUUAUAGAAGUAUAUCAUUCAUGCAGGGCACUGUGGGAUUCGAAGUGCGACUCUUAUACCGAUAGAUUGGUACGCAACCAACAAUAUGAUAUCUUACUUGAAAAAUAUAAAGAAAAGUAUCCAAAUGCUACAAAAGAUGACGUCAGGCAAAAGAUUUUUAGAUUGCGUACAACAUUUCGACGAGAAUCCAAACGGAUAUCGGCAUUUGAAAAGUCAAAUCUUUACUAUUUUGAUGCAAUGGCAUUUUUGUUGGACAACGAUAAGCGUGAUGAGUAUAUCGAAAGAAGAAAUUUGGAAAGAUCAGAGUAUAAUUGUAAACAAUUCAUAAAGAAACCCCCACCUCCAGAAAGCCUUUUGAAUGACGACCAAUUUAUUACGCUUGCUAAAAUAUACCAGAGAUAUCCAAGCCUUUGGGAUGAAAAUGAUAUAGCGUAUAGAUUCAGUAACCGACGUCGGGAAGCCUCAAAAUCUGUUUAUGAAGAAUUUAAGAGUGAAACCGGUUUAAAUUUAGAGAAACAGGAAUUGGAAAGAGAAAUCCUACGGUUACGAAAAGCUUGCUCCAUUGAAAAGAAAGAAAAAAUAUUGUGCAAACAAAAAAAUAUCGAGUAUAAGCCUGCAUGUCCAUAUUACGAACACAUUACAUUCCUGGAAGUUGAUGUAAAUCCAUAUGAAUGUACAAUAUGUGAAAAAGUAGUUUCUGGUUCUGGUCUGUAUAAAGUACAUUUAGCAUCUCAUGAUGGUUCGCUUCCAUUUAAAUGCCAUAUUUGCGGACAUGGAUUUAAAUUAGCAACAAAUUUAACUGUACAUUUACGAAGGCAUGUGCAUGACUACACUUAUAGUUGUAAAAUUUGUAAUAAGCCCUGUGCAACCACAACAGAGUUAAAGGUUCAUAUGCGUUUUCAUACAGGAGAAAAACCCUAUGUUUGUGACAUAUGUGGAAAUAAAUUCCAAACAGCAUCAAAAUUUAAUACACAUAUGCGGCGUCAUGAAAAUCGACCACGCCAUAGAUGUGAAGUAUGCGGAAAAGGUUUCUACACCAAAGGACUAUAUAGGGAGCACAUGAGCGUUCACCGAGCUACAAGAGACCAAAUAUGCGAUAUAUGCAACAAAGGAUUCAAAAGCCCCAUGCAGUUAAAACAACACAAACGUAUACAUGAUGCCUUCAAAAAAUAUGUAUGCAAAAUUUGUGGAAAACGUUUUGCCCAGUACGCUGGUCUAAGUGGGCAUAUGAAGUCUCAUGGCACAAAGUUAUCCGCGAAAAAAACACCUGAAGAAUUAAAUGAAUUUGCAGAAGUUUUCUUUGGUGAAAAUUCAGGCAGUACGAAGAGUCAAGAUACAUACGGAAUCAAUGAUGUAUAAUUGUAAAGGUUAUUAAUUUAUUUUCAUAAUGUGCAUAAAGUAUGUAAUCGGUACUAAGGAGCAAACUUUUUCUAUAAGCUUAAUUCAGACAUAAAAUAAAAAUAUUGUUUCAAAGCUUA
Messenger RNA from Bactrocera latifrons, 2216 nucleotides. RefSeq names its product zinc finger protein 181-like. The coding region runs from base 136 to 2097 and encodes 653 amino acids. Gene Ontology annotation, biological process: regulation of DNA-templated transcription. The record is from RefSeq and is a predicted model, not a curated record. NCBI's taxonomy places the organism in Eukaryota, Metazoa, Arthropoda, Insecta, Diptera, Tephritidae. The transcript is spliced from 4 exons. Gene Ontology annotation, molecular function: DNA-binding transcription factor activity, RNA polymerase II-specific; RNA polymerase II cis-regulatory region sequence-specific DNA binding.